CCAACGAAUUGCAGAAUUACAGCCCAAAAAACAAAAAACCUAAAGCUAACCUCCGUUCUCUCUCUUCGCCUCCUUUGUUAAAUCGCCGCCUACCACUACCGCCUACCUGCUGCUAGUCUGUUACCAGCCCCGCCUCCGCCGGCAGCCACGCAUCUCGCUGCCCGCAGGCCGCAGCCGUCGACGCAGACCCGCAUCAACACUCGCAGAUUCACAGACGGCAUCAGCUCGUUCCUUCGAGGCCUCGACACAGUCACGCAAAGUCGCGGACCCUGGCCCCUAGUAGGCCAGUCGCAGCCGGCAGCCCGCACUAGCACGGUAGCAGUGAUUUUCGAUUUUCGAGGAAGACGAAAAUUUGUGGAGGAAAUGAUAAAUGGACAAUGAUUGAGCAUUUGAGCUAACCUCCGUUCUCUGUCUUCGCCUCCUUUGUCAAAUCGCCGCCUACCACUACCGCCUACCUGCUGCUAGUCUGUUACCAGCCCCGCCGCCGCCGGCAGCCACGCAUCUCGCCGCCCGCAGGCCGCAGCCGUCGACGCAGACCCGCAUCAGCACUCGCAGAUUCACAGACGGCAUCAACUUGUUCCUUCGAGGCCUCGACACAGUCACGCAAAGUCGCAGACCUUGACCCCUAGUCGGCCAGUCGCAGCCGGCAGCCCGCACUAGCACGGCAGCAGUGAUUUUCGAGGAAGACGGAAAUUUGUGGAGGUUGAUUUGUAAAUGGAGGUUACUGGAGUAGUAAAAGUUGUGGGUCGCCUUGACACCAUUGCUCUAGUUAGGGAAUCAUUACGUAAGGAUUCUCAAACUUUUCUUGACCAUUGUCUUGGUUUGGGAGGUCUUUUCAGAGUUUUAUCAUUAGAGAAACAUUCCAUUUUGUCGCACUUUGUGUCAAAGGUGUUGAGCUAUUAUAAUCACACUUCCAACACCUUUGACAUUAAUGGGCAUAAACUAGGAAUAACACUACAAGAUGUGUUAUUUCUAGCUAAAUUGCGCAUUGAUGGCAAACCAGUCCUCAUCCAAGAAUACAGUAGUAAGCAUUCUGCUACUGUAUUCGUAGAUGAGGAGAUCUCUGAUGUUUCAGCGGCCAAGUUGUACAAGAUAAUCUACAACACCGAGAUCGAAUGGAAGAAGCGGAAAAUGGCAUUGUUGAUGCUUAUUGCACGGUGCUUCAUAAUGCCGUCCACCGAUGGGCUAAGUAUGUAUUCCCCCUUCUUUGAAGUGCUAAGUGAUCCAGAUACCACAUCUGCCACUUAUGCAUGGGGAGCAGCCAUGCUAGCUUUUCUUCAGCAUCACCUGGAAAAAUGGGGUCAAUGUAAGGAGAACAAAUUAGCUGGCAAUGUAUGGCUAUUGGUGUGCUUCUUCUUGGUGCGGAUCCCAAAGCUCUGGGACUGUUUAGGCCUUGAAUCAGUGAGAGGUGAGUUGGAGGCGAGGCCAUUGGAUGAGCACGAGCUUCCUAUGAGGUGGAUAAUUGAAAAGGUGGCUACAAAAUCCAUGGACCGCCGGGGAAGUUACGUAAAGAAGAUGCAUGAGCUUUUUGAGAGUCUUGAAGAUGAGGAUAUUUGCUGGACACCCUAUGCCUCAUGGCUGCUUCCAGACGAGCUUAAACAAGAUAAGCCGUUUGUGACUCGUCUUGGCCCUAUUUUUUGCAACAAUUUUGUGGUUCAUCAUAAACCACAUAUUGUUGCAAAACAAUUUGGCCAAGUAGACGUAAACUUGGAAGGUCAUAAACUCAGCUUUUUUGAUCAUAGAAUUCGAUUUGUGAAUAAUCGUGGGUCUCAUGGCCACAAUUAUACCGAGUCGUACAAGAUUGAAUUGCUUAUGUGGAAUCAAAAGCUCUGUUUCCUAGAAGAUGAGUCAGAAAUAGAAGAAAAUGAGGGUGACCGGAUUCCGCGGAGGGGCAAUCGUUGUUUAAUCGUUGAGCCACUUGUCUAGUGAUGG
Messenger RNA from Spinacia oleracea (spinach), 1932 nucleotides. Its product is annotated as protein MAIN-LIKE 2. Gene Ontology annotation, biological process: meristem development; meristem maintenance. The record is from RefSeq and is a predicted model, not a curated record. The transcript has 5 exons. Bases 715 to 1926 code for a protein of 403 amino acids. Lineage: Eukaryota; Viridiplantae; Streptophyta; Magnoliopsida; Caryophyllales; Amaranthaceae.